AUGGUAGGUCGCAAACGUCAUGCGACAAGGUCAAGCACCCGAAGGGGUACUGCAGCACCAACAGAACCAACUGGUGGAGAGAUCUACCAGGACAUGCUCGCAGAAGCUGGCGUGAAUCCAAGAGCUCCGUCAUCACCAGAGAGACCUCUGAAACGACGCCGCGCUACACCAAAGAAACUAGUCGCACAAGCAGUUGAGGAACCUGAGCCAGUGCCUAAAGAGCCCGAGCCAAGCAAAGCACCUCAAGCUGCAGAUGAAGAAGAUGACGAUGACGAGGAUAUUGAGUUUCAAGAUGUCAUCCUACCGCAACCAACCAUGCAAACCAUGGAAUUAGAGUCCGGCGAUGAAUCUGACGAAGAAGAUAUCAUAUUCGAGGACGUUGACUUCACUGUACCUCUCCAAGACUUGAGCGCAAAACCCGAGGCGCCGCAAGCCCUGGAACUCAACCUCACAGCACAGCAAUCCUCCACAGCGCAAGCAAAAAAGGCAGUCGAACGGCGCAAACCAAUAACCAAGGAAGAGCGCAAAAUCCGUAUCGAUGUCCACAAAGCACACAUUCUAUGCUUAUUAGCUCAAGCUGCACGUCGCAACCACUGGUGUAACGAUGGCAGGGUACAGGAUUACUUGCGACCGCAUUUAACAGACAAGACAGUCACGUACCUUACUCCUGGUUCACAUCUCCCGCAAUUUGGACGAACGGAGAGUUUAAAAACCGGUCUGAAACAAGCUGAAGAUGUGUGGAAGACGAAAUAUGAAGUUACAGAACGGGGUCUUCGACGAGCGCUCUGGGCGGAAGAUCCUAAGCAGUUGGACGAUUAUGAGCCGCCUGAGGAUAUGGAAAGCUGCCUGGAUCGCGAUGAUUUCCGCGAAGCAGCGAAAAGGCUCCAAGGCUCUAGAGAUGUCGGAGCACAACUAUACUGCGCACUUUUACGCGGUGUAGGUGUACAAGCACGACUUGUUUGCUCGCUUCAACCUUUGUCAUGUACGAAUUCAGCUCCAACAAUGCCAAAGCCGAAGCAGAAGCCAAAGAAGGGAUUAACGAAAGCCGAGAAGAACGAACAAGUGAAGGCUACAUUGGCUAAGUACCAAGAGAUGGCCACUUCUGGGUACGGGACACCGUCAAGCGGUUCAUCGGCACGUCGAAGGUUGGGUCAUCCGAAUGCAACAGCAUAUAACUUUACACCAACAAUAUCACCCCCGAAACCUCAACCUGUCUUCGAAACUCGGAAACGAAUAAAAGAGUCAGCAUACCCAGUAUACUGGGUCGAGAUUUUGGAUGUUGGGCAUCAAAAAUGGCAGCCGGUAGAUGCAGUAGUCACGCACACGUUUUGGAAGCCCAGGGUUUUGGAGCCUCCCAUUACUGAUAGAGAGAACUUUUUGUCGUACGUGGUGGCGUUUGAUGCAGACGGUACGGCAAGGGACGUCACAAAGAGAUACGCAAAAGCGUACACGGCAAAAACGCGACGAGCAAGAAUCGAGACUGUUGCUGAAGACGGCGACGCGUGGUGGAAGCGAGUCAUGAAACUCUAUGGCCGACGACGACGAACCGAUCUUGACCAAAUCGAGGAUAACGAACUCAUUGGUAUCGAAGCGAGAGAGCCAAUGCCGCGAAACGUACAAGACUUCAAAGACCACCCCGUCUUUGCACUAGAGCGACAUCUACGACGUAACGAGGUUCUUAUUCCCAAUGCUACACCAUCCGGAACCGUCGCUGCAGGUAGUCGAGGACCGCUGGAGAAGAUUUACCGAAGAAGGGAUGUUCGGAUAGCGAGAACGGCAGAUAAAUGGUAUCGAAUGGGUAGAGAAGUGAAACCGUUGGAGAUACCUGUCAAAUGGUUACCGAAGAAAGUCAAACCAAAGAACCCGCUGGACGAUGACUACGAAGAAGACAAUCAAGGAGACGCAGGAACACCCAUCUAUACGGAGGAUCAAACCGAGCUGUAUGAACCACCACCAGUCCGCAAUGGCAUCGUUCCAAAGAACAAGUUUGGCAACAUCGACGUCUACGUACCAAGCAUGGUUCCCGCAGGAGGCGCCCACAUCAUCCACGAACACGCAGGCCGAGCAGCAUUCCUAGCAGGCGUAGACUACGCACCCGCCCUUACAGGUUUUUCCUUCAAAGGACGCCAUGGAACGGCUGUCUUGACUGGCGUCGUUGUCGCAAAGGAGCAUGAAGAGGGUGUGCGAACUAUAAUUGAGUGUCUGGGCGAUUUGGAGCAAGAAGUAGAGGAUGAGCGAAGACGACAUCGCGCGCUAAAAGCUUGGAGGAAGUUCAUGAUGGCUUUGCGUAUCAGAGAACAGAUUUGGAGCGGAGUAGAUGCUGAUGAGCGAAAGGCGGCUGAUGAUAAAGCGGCAAAGGAGGCACAGCUUGAUCAAGAGAUUGAGGAUGCGCCUAGUGACGUUACUGAAGAGUUUGACAUGGCUGAUGAUGAUGAUAUGGGCGGAGGUUUCUUGUAG
Molecule: messenger RNA, 2457 nt
Organism: Fusarium venenatum
Lineage: Eukaryota; Fungi; Ascomycota; Sordariomycetes; Hypocreales; Nectriaceae
Biological process (GO): nucleotide-excision repair; mismatch repair
Cellular component (GO): cytoplasm; XPC complex; nucleus
Molecular function (GO): single-stranded DNA binding; damaged DNA binding
Source: RefSeq, a predicted model, not a curated record